AUGUCGACCAUCGCCAGAUCCCUCCGCCCUUUCGCUUCCCGAGUGCUGCUCUCUCAGAGGCCUUCACUCUGCAGCCGAGUUACUCCCAACUUCCGUUUCCCGCGGGGAAGCAUCCGGAGCUUUUCCCAGAGCCCAUUCACGCAACUGAAGAAGUACACCGAGUCGCACGAAUGGAUUGAAUUGGCCCAGGAUGGAAAGACAGCCAAGAUCGGCAUUACAGAUUACGCAGCACAUGCCCUCGGUGAUGUAGUCUACGUUGAGCUCCCAGCUGCUGACCUCGAAGUCGCUGCCGGCGAACCCAUUGGUGCCGUUGAGUCUGUCAAGUCAGCUUCCGAUGUUCUGUCUCCCGUGUCGGGAACGGUAAUCCAGGGUAACGCCGUUCUGGAAGACAAGGCCAAGUUCAUCAAUGAGAGCCCUGAGGGUGAUGCUUGGAUCGUGGAAAUCGAAGUCAAGGAUCCGGCGGAGCUUGAUGGAUUGCUGGAUCUUGAGGCGUACAAGCAGAAGCUCAACGAGGAGGAAUAA
Monascus purpureus is the source of this 522-nucleotide messenger RNA. The record is from the annotation of a GenBank genome assembly. NCBI's taxonomy places the organism in Eukaryota, Fungi, Ascomycota, Eurotiomycetes, Eurotiales, Aspergillaceae.